AUCUUAUUCCUUCUUCCUUUCGCGCCGGUAGCAGGAGACCCGCGCGUCCAUGUGCGCAUUGCCUGGGAUUUCAUAGAUCGCAUAACCUACUGAAUCCGAUCCACAGCACAGCCUUUAAUAUGGAUCCUAACUCCCUGAUCGAGGCCCUACGGGGCACUAUGGACCCGAACCUCCGUGAAGCAGCGGAGAGGCAGCUGAAUGAGGGUCACUCGCAGGUGAACUUUGUCUCGACGCUCCUCCAGGUCACCAUGUCCGAUCAGCUGGACCUCCCCGUCAGACAAGCAGGUGUGAUCUACCUGAAGAACAUGGUGACGCAGUACUGGAGUGAGGGGGAGAGCACAGAGACGCCCGUCUGCACCAUCCCUGAGGACGACCGCCAGUUCAUCAGAGACAACAUCAUAGAGGCCAUCAUCCACUCCCCUGAGAGGAUACGGGUCCAGCUCACCACCUGCAUCCACCACAUGAUCAAGCAGGACUACCCUGGCAAGUGGACGGCCAUCGUGGACAAGAUCGCCUUCUACCUGCAGUCCGACAACAGCAGCGCCUGGCUGGGGAUCCUGCUCUGCCUCUACCAGCUAGUCAAGAACUACGAGUAUAAGAAGCCAGAGGAGAGGCAGCCCCUGGUGGCGGCGAUGCAGAUCUUCAUGCCCAUGCUGAGGGAGCGCUUCAUCCAGCUGCUCCCCGACGCCUCCAGCGACUCCGUGCUCAUCCAGAAACAGAUCUUCAAGAUCCUCUACGCCCUCUUCCAGUAUAACCUGCCCCUGGAGCUCAUUAAUAGACAGACUCUGACCGAUUGGAUGGAAAUUCUGAAGACUGUGGUGGACAGGGACGUUCCUCCAGAGACGCUGCAGGUGGAUGAGGAGGAGAGGCAGGAGCUGCCCUGGUGGAAGUGUAAGAAGUGGGCUCUGCACAUCCUGGCCCGCCUGUUUGAGAGGUACGGUAGCCCUGGAAACACCACCAAAGAGUAUGCUGAGUUUGCAGAGCUCUUCCUGAAGGGUUACGCAGUAGCAGCUCAGCAGGUGCUGUUGAAGGUGCUGUACCAGUAUAAAGAGCAACACUACGUGGCUCCACGAGUUCUUCAGCAGACGCUCAACUACAUCAACCAAGGCAUUGCUCACGCAGUCACCUGGAAAAACCUCAAGCCUCACAUCCAGGGGAUCAUCCAGGACGUGGUGUUCCCCCUCAUGUGCUACACAGACAGCGACGAGGAGCUCUGGCAGGAGGACCCUUAUGAGUACAUCCGCAUGAAGUUUGACGUGUUUGAGGACUUCAUCUCCCCCACUACAGCCGCACAGACACUGCUCUUCACCGCCUGCAACAAGAGGAAGGAGGUGCUGCAGAAGACGAUGGGUUUCUGUUAUCAGAUCCUGACUGAUCCUGCAUCAGACCCCCGCAAGAAGGACGGAGCACUACACAUGAUCGGCUCUCUGGCCGAGAUUCUCCUCAAGAAAAAGGUGUAUAAGGACCAGAUGGAGUUCAUGUUGCAGAACCACGUCUUCCCCCUGUUCCGCAGCGAGCUGGGCUACAUGCGCGCCAGGGCGUGCUGGGUGCUGCACUACUUCUGUGAGGUCAAGUUCAAGAGUGACCAGAACCUGCAGACGGCUCUGGAGCUGACCCGACUCUGCCUCAUCAACGACAACCAGAUGCCCGUCAAGGUGGAGGCAGCCAUCGCCCUGCAGGUCCUCAUCAGCAACCAGGAGAAAGCUAAGGAGUACAUCACGCCGUUCAUCCGGCCCGUGAUGCAGGCCCUGCUCCACAUCGUCCGGGAGACGGAGACGGAUGACCUCACCAGCGUCAUCCAGAAGAUGAUCUGCGAGUACAGCGAGGAGGUGACCCCCAUCGCCGUGGAGAUGACCCAGCACCUGGCCAUGACCUUCAACCAGGUCAUCCAGACCGGCCCCGACGAGGAAGGAGGCGACGACAAGGCCGUCACCGCCAUGGGCAUCCUCAACACCAUCGACACACUCCUCAGUGUAGUGGAGGACCACAAGGAGAUCACACAACAGCUGGAAGGCAUCUGUCUUCAGGUGAUUGGAACAGUCCUGCAACAGCACGUUCUAGAGUUCUAUGAGGAGAUCCUCUCCCUGGCGCAUUCUCUCACCUGCCAGCAGGUGUCGCCACAGAUGUGGCAGCUCCUCCCACUCGUCUUCGAGGUCUUCCAGCAGGACGGCUUCGACUACUUCACAGACAUGAUGCCUCUGCUCCACAACUACGUUACCGUCGAUACGGAUACCCUGCUAUCAGACACCAAAUUCCUGGAGAUCAUCUACAGCAUGUGCAAGAAGAUUCUGACGGGAGAGGCAGGUGAGGACCCAGAAUGCCAUGCGGUCAAGCUGCUGGAGGUCAUCAUCCUGCAGUGCAAAGGGCGCGGCAUCGACCAGGUGGUGCCGCUAUUCGUGGCGUCGGCUCUGGAGCGACUAACGCGGGAGGUGAAGACGAGCGAGCUGCGCACCAUGUGUCUGCAGGUUGCCAUAGCAGCACUGUACUACUCUCCGCCCCUCCUGCUCAACACGCUGGAGAAUCUCCGCCUCCCCAACACCACCCAGCCAAUCACAAACCACUUCAUCACGCAGUGGCUCAAGGACGUCGACUGCUUCCUGGGGCUCCACGACCGUAAGAUGUGUGUGUUGGGGCUGUGUGCGCUGAUGGAUCUGGAGCAGCGGCCCCAGGCGGUCAGUCAGGCGGUCAGUCAGCUGUUGCCGGCGGCGAUCCUGCUGUUCAACGGGCUGAAGCGAGCGUACGCGUGCCGCGCAGAACACGAGAACCAAGACGACGACGACGACGAGGACGGAGAGGAGGACGAGGACAACGGUACACACACAGCGGAGCUGGGCAGUGAUGAAGACGAUAUCGAUGACGAAGGUCAGGAGUAUCUGGAGAUGCUGGCGAAACACGCGGGGGAGGACGGCGAUGAUGAAGAUUGGGAGGAAGAUGACGCCGAGGAGACGGCGCUGGAGGGCUACACCACCGCAGUGGACGACGAGGACAACUACGUAGACGAGUACCAGAUCUUCAAAGCCAUCCUACAGAGUCUGCAGACGCGUGACCCCGCGUGGUACCAGGCCUUGACUCAGAUUCUGGACGAGGAGCAGACCAAAACCCUGCAGGACGUCAUCACACUGGCCGACCAGAGGCGCGCCGCACACGAGUCGCGGAUGAUUGAGAAACACGGCGGCUACAAGUUCAACGUCCCUGUGGUACCCCCCACCUUCAACUUUGGGGGUACGGCUCCCGGGAUGAACUGAGCCCCCCCCCCCCCACCCCCCACCCCCCUCUAACUCUGUGACUGAUUGUAGUGAAGUGAAAAGCUUGUGUUGUUCCCGCUCUGGUUCGGCUCAGUCCAAUUGGCCAAAAGCACCUGAAGAUGACAUGUGGGCGCGCAACCAAACCAAACGCAACCGACGCCUGGGAGGGACUAUGGGCCGGACACACACACACACACACCCACACACACACACGCAUACACACACACACCCCGAGACUCAACGCUCUGGACAACACUUCCCCCGUGGGAGCCAGCCUUCUGGUCACCAUGCCGACAGCUCUUAGGUCUUCCCACUCCCGCUCAUGGGACUAAACAUGAAAUGAAAUGAAAUGAAAUGCCCCCCCCCCCCCCACCCUGGGCUGCUGGGAUAGCCGACCACCCCCCCUCUCCCCCUCUCCCCCCCGGCUGACUGGCACGUUAGUUCCUUUUCUACAUCGCCCCCUGUCUCAUAUCUGGUGUAAAUAGCAGCUGGGGGGUUGUCACGGCGACGUGAGGAGCCGGAUCUGUGUACACGACUGAUUAGCACUUUCAUAACGACGUUCAGGCCUCCGCCGCAGGGCCCAACCCAUCCUUCUGAUUGGUUCAGCCUCCGCCGCAGGGCCCACCCCAUCCUUCUGAUUGGUUGGCCUCCGCCGCAGGGCCCAACCCAUCCUUCUGAUUGGUUGACGCGAUUGACAGGCACAUGAGCUGAGGCCGAGACCGGUCGCCGCCGCGAGGAGACGUGCAGGGUUACACACACACACACACACACAUGCACACACACACACACACACACACACACACACACACACACACACACAUGCACACACACACACACACACACACACACACACACACACAUGCACACACACACACACACACACACACACACACAUGCACACACACAUACACAUGCACACACACAUACACACAUGCACACACAUGCACACACACACAUACAUGCACACACACACACAUGCACACACACACAUGCACACAUACAUGCACACACAUACACACAUACAUGCACACACAUACACACAUACAUGCACACACACGCACACAUGCACACAUGCAGAUACAUGCACACACACACGCACACACACAUACACACAUGCAUGCACACGCACACGCACACACACACACACAGGCACACACACAUACACACAUACAUGCACACACGCACACACACGCACACGCACACACACACACACUCACACACACACACACACACACACACGGCGGCGGCGCGAGUGGCAGCCCAUGGGCUCAUUGAAGCAUGUACUGUUGGACUUGAUCGUGAAGCGCUCAAGCUUUUGGUUGAUGUAUGGAUGACCCAUCUAUAUAUACAACAUAUUAAAACAUUACGCUGGACUA
Sardina pilchardus (European sardine) is the source of this 4621-nucleotide messenger RNA. RefSeq names its product importin 7 (gene ipo7). Gene Ontology annotation, molecular function: small GTPase binding. Gene Ontology annotation, biological process: protein import into nucleus. Bases 120 to 3245 code for a protein of 1041 amino acids. The record is from RefSeq and is a predicted model, not a curated record. NCBI's taxonomy places the organism in Eukaryota, Metazoa, Chordata, Actinopteri, Clupeiformes, Clupeidae. The transcript is spliced from 25 exons. Gene Ontology annotation, cellular component: nuclear envelope; cytosol.